AUGGCGACAUGGCGGGACUGGCAGGUAGGCCGGGCAUGGAUCAUGAUGGGAUGUAUCAUUGUAUCGUCCAUUGCGCCAGCCACUGGGCCACUGGGCUAUGAACUGGGCCACUGCUGGGCUACGAACUGGGCCGCUGGGAGGACCUUUGACCCUUGGACGGAGCCAGGGGCCUCUCUGGCGUCCGGCGAGAUGGGCAUUGUGAGUGGAGGAGGCGAGGGAGGCGAGAGACGUGGGCAAAAGGGAGGGAUAUCGACCCGGGGGCUGGUCCCUGUCAAGCGGAGAACUGGGCGACCGGGGUGUUGUAGAUUUGGUGUCGAUGCGACGUUCUCCGUGGGCGAUGUGGAUAUGCUGCACGGGGACGGCCGCAGGACGGUCGAUGCACAUGACGCAGCGCCGACGCAGACGCACAGGGCACGUAUGGAGUAG
Ilyonectria robusta is the source of this 426-nucleotide messenger RNA. RefSeq lists its product as uncharacterized. The transcript has a single exon. The record is from RefSeq and is a predicted model, not a curated record. NCBI's taxonomy places the organism in Eukaryota, Fungi, Ascomycota, Sordariomycetes, Hypocreales, Nectriaceae. The coding region runs from base 1 to 426 and encodes 141 amino acids.